Messenger RNA from Rana temporaria (common frog), 831 nucleotides. RefSeq names its product POP7 homolog, ribonuclease P/MRP subunit (gene POP7). Gene Ontology annotation, molecular function: nucleic acid binding. The transcript is spliced from 2 exons. NCBI's taxonomy places the organism in Eukaryota, Metazoa, Chordata, Amphibia, Anura, Ranidae. Bases 122 to 505 code for a protein of 127 amino acids. Gene Ontology annotation, cellular component: nucleus; ribonuclease MRP complex; nucleolar ribonuclease P complex. The record is from RefSeq and is a predicted model, not a curated record. Gene Ontology annotation, biological process: tRNA 5'-leader removal.
UGGAGCUCCCGGUCCUAUUAGAGUAGAUGGGCGUGUAGCUAGGAUUCCGAUUGGCCAGCGCGGGUGGCUAAGGCGCCUGCGCGCUGGCUCACGUGGCUGUAGACGGCGGUGGUGACAGGAAAUGGCGGAGCAGACUUCUCGUCCUGAGCGGGUCCCUCACCGACGCCGGCCAGCCGCGCGGCCACCUCGCAGUGCCAACGACAUUUACGUGAACACAAAGACUGACUUCCGCGCCCAGCUGGCUCGGUGCCGCCGUCUCCUGGGCGCCGGGGGUGAGAAGGAGGUGAGGGUUCACGGGCUGGGCCUCGCCAUCGGCCGGGCCAUUAACCUGGCGCUGCAGCUACAACUGUCGGCACCCGAGGCCCUCAUGAUCUCCACCAGUACGUCCACCGUGGAGCUCACCGACGACUUGGAGCCCGAGGGAGGAGAAGACGGAGAGCCGGGCACCCGGAGCAGGAACAACUCCGCCAUCCACAUCCGGGUGUACCGAGCGGAGGAGGAGUGACGGCAGCUCUGCAGACAACGCCGGUGGCAUGCUGUACCGGCCCGGGCAAUGGCGGCUGCUGGACGUUCAUUGUGGUGGAACUUGGCUCUGGCCUGUCGUACGAGGGAGGGAGGGGAGGAUAGUCCACCUGGAUGUGUGCGCAGUGCAGUGACUCACCGCUAGAUGGCGUCCUCUUCCAGGUGCCACACCCAACGUUUGCACGUUUGUUUCCUGUUGGUGGAAGUGACUGUGGAUCUCAUUCCCAAUUCUGGAGGUUCUGUCAUUAAGUCCAAAGUGUCAGAAUUGUAUUGUAUUGUGUGUGUGUGUGGCUGAUUUAUAAUUAAAUA